AUGCAGCCAACAGCAGUAAGGAUGUCGCAGAAGCUGCGGAUAUUAGUACCUGUAAAACGUGUCAUCGACUAUGCAGUGAAACCACGAGUAAAGUCUGACAAAAGCGGCGUGGAAACUCAAGGCGUCAAGCACUCGAUGAACCCUUUUGACGAGCUCUCGAUUGAAGAAGCAGCACGUAUGCGCGAAAAGAAGCUACCGGUAGACGAGAUUAUUGCUAUCUCUGCAGGUCCAGCGAAAUGCGCGGACACCCUACGCACAGCUAUGGCCAUGGGUGCCGACCGUUCGAUACAUGUUGAUGUUGCAGAGGACAAGCCAUUAGAGCCAUUGCAGGUAGCGAAGCUGUUGAAGGCCGCUGCGGAAAAGGAGAAUGUCAACUUGAUAUUUCUAGGAAAGCAAGCAAUCGACGACGAUAGUGGCCAGACAGGGCAGAUGCUCGCGGCUCUGCUCGGCUGGCCACAAGCUACACAGGCAGCAAAAGUAGAGGUCAAUGGCGACGAAGUCACUGUGACAAGAGAAGUAGAUGGGGGCGUUGAAACGCUCAAAGCCAAACUCCCCAUGAUUAUCACCACAGAUCUGCGGCUCAACGAGCCAAGAUACGCUAGCCUGCCGAACAUCAUGAAGGCCAAAAAGAAGAAGAUGGAAAAGAAGAGUUUAAAAGACUACGGGCUGGAAGAGGCAUUUAGACUGAAGACCAUCAAAGUUGAAGAACCACCUGCGCGGCAGGGCGGUGGUAAGGUAGAAGAUGUUGAUGGCAUGAUUUCCAAGUUCAAGGAGUUGGGUGUGCUAUAA
Molecule: messenger RNA, 789 nt
Organism: Lithohypha guttulata
Lineage: Eukaryota; Fungi; Ascomycota; Eurotiomycetes; Chaetothyriales; Trichomeriaceae
Gene: CIR1
Product: putative electron transfer flavoprotein subunit
Exons: 2
Coding region: 1-789 (262 amino acids)
Biological process (GO): fatty acid beta-oxidation using acyl-CoA dehydrogenase; amino acid catabolic process
Cellular component (GO): mitochondrion
Molecular function (GO): electron transfer activity
Source: RefSeq, a predicted model, not a curated record